Molecule: messenger RNA, 1191 nt
Organism: Cercopithifilaria johnstoni
Lineage: Eukaryota; Metazoa; Nematoda; Chromadorea; Rhabditida; Onchocercidae
Source: the annotation of a GenBank genome assembly
AUGAUGCUAAAUGUGUUAACACAUCAAAAGGAUAUUCUCUCCGCUUACGAUAUUGUUCUCAAAUCACCGGGCUGUGACAACUGGAUAAUUCUGGAAUAUGAAAGCAAUUCGAAUAUCAUUAAGGUGGCAGAUACUGGAGAUGGUGGUAUGGAAGAAUUGUCGAGGAGCUUUGCAGCCGGAAAAUUGCAGUACGGUAUCGGUGCUGUCAAAUUGAGUGCUUCAGCAAGUGCAAAAGUCGUCCUUAUUCAAUGGCAGGGUGAGGGUGUCCCGUCGUCGCGUUUGGUUGCAACAACGAAUCAUGGCACUGAAUUGAAACGUUUUUUGCGCGGCGUACAUGUGAUUUUAAUUGCUCGAAAUGAAGAAGACGUUGACAUGGAAAGCAUAUUGCGUGUAGUCAGCAGAUUGCCAGGUGUAAGUGAAGCGGUACCAACUUUGACUGAAAUUUCGGAGUUUUCACAUUCAGAGGCAAUUGGGACUACCUAUCAUCCGGUGAAACCAAAAAAUGAAAUUGAUACAAAUAGCCGAGAAAAUUUCUGGAAAGAAGUAAGAGCGCAGGAGAUUAGUCGAAUUGCUGAAGAACGAAAGCGAGAAAAGGAAAAGAAUGAAAUAGCUCUUCGUGAAAGAAAUGAAUUAAGUGAAAAGAUAUGUGCCCAGCUAUGUUCAGAAGAAGAAACUAAAAAAGCCAAUGAAUCUUCAAGUACAACAGCAUAUGGAAAAAUAAUUCGAGCAAAUGAUUUACUGCGGGUUAAAAAGGCCUUAUUCGAAGAGUCUGAUAAACCACAGCAGUGUAUCACAGAAUACCAUAAGAUGCAACCGAUGACUAUAGAACGAACAACAAAAAAGCAAUCUUCAGGAUGCAUUUCAACUAAUGAAGACAACGCUGAUAUUCGUCAACAGGAAAUUGAAGUAAACGGUUCUAUUACUUAUCAAACGAAUAGAAUUUUCACCCAGGAGGAUACUUUGAAGAAAGCUGAAAGUGAAGUAACUCCAGCAAUGAAAGAUGCAAAGCCAUCACAUGGAGUGCGUGUUAUAGCUCUGUGGGACUAUCAAGCUGCUGACGAAACUGAAAUUUCAUUCAAUCCAGAUGAUGUUAUCACGGAAGUGGAUCAAAUUGAUGAAGGUUGGUGGCGGGGUCGAGCUCCGGAUGGUCAUUAUGGGCUCUUUCCCUCUAAUUACGUCAGUUUGUUGUAA